This is a messenger RNA of Centropristis striata (black sea bass), 6134 nucleotides long. It is a transcript of the gene fzd1, whose product is annotated as frizzled class receptor 1. Gene Ontology annotation, cellular component: plasma membrane. Gene Ontology annotation, molecular function: Wnt-protein binding; Wnt receptor activity. The transcript has a single exon. NCBI's taxonomy places the organism in Eukaryota, Metazoa, Chordata, Actinopteri, Perciformes, Serranidae. Gene Ontology annotation, biological process: canonical Wnt signaling pathway; non-canonical Wnt signaling pathway. Bases 296 to 1957 code for a protein of 553 amino acids. The record is from RefSeq and is a predicted model, not a curated record.
ACACUGUGUCGCACAGGCUGAAGACUGGAUCAGACCCUUUCCUGGAGGAAUAUGCUUCAUUUUUUUCCAUGAAUUUCAUCCGGAGAAGCCGAGGUUGCAAUUAAAAUCUGCGGAUUUUUUUCCCAUUCUUGUAUUCCAUCGGCUCGGUGAGAAGACGGGGGAAAUGAACGGUGGAAAUCCAGUGGAAGAGGCUGAUUUUAGCUCGUAAAGAGACGCCAACAAAGAGCAUUCAAGGAAGUAGGCUGCUGCCUGGUGAGGCAACGUAAGUUAGUUGAGCAACAAAUAGAAAGUCACCAUGAUGCACAACAGACUUCUCCGGCUGGCUUUGACAUUAUGCUUCUUUAUUCUCUUUCUAAACGUGGGGAUUUUUCAAGUAAAUGGGCAAUACGGCGGCGGAGAGCGAGGAAUGUCUAUCCCGGAGCACGGAUUCUGCCAGCCCAUUUCCAUUCCUCUGUGUACGGACAUCGCGUACAACGAGACUAUCAUGCCAAACCUGCUCGGCCACACCAACCAGGAGGACGCAGGGCUGGAAGUCCACCAGUUCUACCCUCUGGUUAAAGUCCAGUGCUCUCCGGAUUUAAAGUUCUUCCUCUGCUCCAUGUAUGCGCCCGUGUGCACGGUGCUGGAGCAGGCGCUGCCUCCGUGCCGCUCUCUGUGCGAGCGCGCACGGCAGGGCUGCGAGGCGCUCAUGAACAAGUUCGGUUUCCAAUGGCCCGACAGCCUUGCGUGCGAGACCUUCCCGGUGCACGGCGCUGGAGAGCUAUGCGUCGGGCAGAACAUGUCAGAUCGCACGGAGCCGGACAGCCCCGGCCUGUACCCCACCGAGCGCACCCUCCCUGACCCCAUGAGCGGUCAGUUCAGGUGCCCGGCCUCGCUCAGAGUGCCCCCCUACCUGAACUACCAUUUCCUUGGGCAGGAGAACUGCGGCGCUCCUUGUGAACCAAAGAGAUCUCACGGGAUGAUGUACUUCAACGAGGAGGAGCUGAAAUUCGCGAGGAUAUGGAUCGGUAUCUGGUCAGUGUUGUGUUGUGCUUCCACUUUAUUCACCGUGCUGACCUAUCUGGUGGACAUGAAGCGCUUCAGCUACCCAGAGCGGCCUAUUGUCUUCCUCUCUGGCUGCUACACUAUGGUGUCCAUCGCCUACAUCGCUGGAUUUUUACUGGAAGACAAGGUGGUUUGUAAUGACCGCUUUGACAAUGACAUAAGGACUGUGGUGCAGGGCACUAAAAAGGAGGGCUGCACUAUCCUCUUCAUGAUGCUUUACUUCUUCAGCAUGGCCAGCUCAAUCUGGUGGGUCAUUCUGGCUCUUACCUGGUUCCUGGCAGCAGGGAUGAAAUGGGGGCAUGAAGCCAUCGAGGCCAACUCUCAGUACUUCCACCUGGCAGCUUGGGCAGUUCCCGCCAUCAAGACCAUCACCAUCCUGGCUGUCGGUCAGGUGGAUGGAGAUGUUUUGAGCGGGGUUUGCUUUGUGGGCAUCAACAGCGUGGACGCCCUGCGGGGCUUCGUCCUGGCACCGCUGUUUGUCUAUCUCUUCAUCGGUACCUCCUUCCUCUUGGCAGGCUUUGUGUCCCUGUUUCGCAUUCGGACCAUCAUGAAGCACGACGGCACCAAGACGGAGAAGCUGGAGAAGCUGAUGGUGCGGAUAGGGAUCUUCAGCGUGCUGUACACUGUGCCAGCCACCAUCGUCAUCGCCUGCUACUUCUAUGAGCAGGCCUUCAGAGAGCAGUGGGAGAGGACGUGGAUCAGCCAGACGUGUAAGACGUAUGCCGUGCCAUGUCCCAUCCAGAACCACCCAAACAUGAGUCCAGACUUCACAGUCUUUAUGAUAAAGUAUCUCAUGACGUUAAUCGUGGGCAUCACCUCCGGCUUCUGGAUCUGGUCUGGGAAGACCCUCAACUCGUGGAGAAGGUUUUACACGAGACUGGCCAACAAUAAACAGGGUGAGACCACAGUGUAAUGUGGUCCUGUCCUGUCCCUCAUACAGACAAACUGAAUGAUAAUCCACUUCAUUAUUAUCAUUUGAUUUUUCUCGGACUUACAGAAGAUACUCGGUAUGUUUUUUAAUGUACAUAACACAUUUGUGAGAUUUUUGGAAGUAUAUAUUUGUAUUUAAAGAUUUUAAAAACAUUCUUUUUUAAAAACACAUUUUUUCAUACUUUGGACAUAAUGGAAUUGUACUUAAUCAUCACAAAGAGCCAGCUGACCAAUGAUCCUGAGGUCCCAUGACCUGACUUACUGUGGACACCACUGGGAGUAUUUCACAUCAAGUGUUUGUGUCUUUGAUCAGUGAACUGCCUGUGAGCGGUGGGUCUAUUCUAAGCAGUGUCCCGUGAAACCCAAGUGCUUCCUCGUGGCUCCCUUUUACCCUGAUUAACCAGCUGUAUUUGUGUCUGCUAUACAGUUGGGCAGCAGUUGAUGGGCUGAAGGGAAAUGUCAGCAGUCUGGGACAAGAAACAGUGCACAGGUUGUGAAUGUGAGUCAUUGUCACAGAUGCUUGUAGCUCAGGCCCUGACCAUUAUAUAUUUCAUUCCCAUAUGUAGCACACAUGAUUAUGCCAGGUUAAAGGACCACACCAGGGUUUUUGCAUGUCUUAGUUCUGAAAAUGUAGUAUUUCACAUUUUUACCCAUUACCUCUCAUGCAAUACUUGUGUUUUUCCUGCCUCCCUAGAAACUGUUAUUCUUUUAUUGAGCAACAAUUCAUACACCAUCAUACAGACACUUUAAAAUAGUUUGAGUGAGGUAGUUCUGCGAAGACACUAUCAUGACUGCUUAAUUAAAGUCAUGUUAUUGUUGCAUAACCCUCGAGGCCUCUUUAAAAUAACCUUACACUUUACACCUUAUGGUCCCAAAACGGUCCCUCUCAUACAAGCGUCAUAAAAAUGUGAUGUAUAAUUUUUUUUUCAGUUUUACCGCAUCAAUCCUUUAUGCAGCUUUCGACCUAUCAUAGAUAUAAAAAUAAAAAAUAAAUGUCAUUUUUUAUGUUUUAAUGCCCUUUUUGUCACAAGAACCCCCGAUUUUCUCACAAAAUAUGCAAUAUUUUCAAAAAUAAGGUGCAAAGUGGAAUAUUUGGGGUGAGGUUAUUACAGCCGUGACUAGGUCAAUAAUAAUUAAUAUCAAUCACAACAUACCAAGACCAUUUUUAUGUUGUUAACCUUUUCAUUGCCAUGCAUUAUGCAAAGUUUCCACUGAAACUGUAUGUGAUUUAGCUCUGCUGCCCCUGGUGGUUUGAGGGGGGUCAUGAAACCUAAAAUCUAUUUUCCCUUUAUUUUGAAGGGAGAGGCUUAGAUUUAUUAGGAAUUCAUGGGAAAAGCAUUAUAUUAUGUCAGGAUCACAGUGUAUCAAAAAUAUGUGUUUAUAAUGGAAGUCAUGGGACCAAAACGGGCCUUAAGGGUCAAAGUGUGAGUGAUAUGUGUAUCUCCUAUUCUAUACACCUUGCGAAAGAGUAAUUUUGGAUUUAAAAAAAAAAUUAUAAUAAAAAACAAAACCUGGCCAAGUUUCAUACAAUUAGCCUUUAAACUGACCGAUAUAUAUUGAGAAUCAAAAACAUAAAAUUAGCCGAAUGUCGUUUGGUCCCUAAGGUGCCUCGAGGGAUAAAGCAGGUUUAAAUGUAGAUUUAGUUCCUGCAAUAUGAAUAAACAUUUUAACAACUGACCAAAAUGAAAGAAGAUAAGAUGUUAACUGGUGGGAAAGAAUACAUCUAAAAUGAUAGAAAACAUUUUGUAAUCUUAUUAGACGACCAGCUGUAAUGUAACAUAAAUGUACUACAAGGCUCAUAAACAUGAACAAAUACUGGUGUGUUCUUUUUCAACAGUUGUUCAAAACAGCAUUAAUGGAUUGUAUUUGUAUUUAAUUAUCCUAGGUUGAAAAAUCAGCUGUAAUGGCAAUUUUAGUUGUUAAAAUACGCAGAAAACAUACAAAUUAUGCAGAAGACCUAAAGCACAUUUUAAAUAUCAACCAUUUUGCUGCACAUAGUGCUUUGUUAAAUGAUUGGACACCCUUUGAGCUUUCCAGUUUACUUAGUUACCCAACAAUCUUACAUUUUUUCUAUUGCAUCAAAGCAAUAACAAAAUGAGAAUUACUUCCGUGCAUUUAAGUCAACUAAAUUAAUUAAAAAUAUAAAAAAUGAUCUGCAUAUUAAUAGUUUUAAACUGAAGGUUUUGAACAUAAUGCAGAACUGAAUCGUUUUCUGCAUUUAUUUUUUUUGCCAGCAAAAGCUUAGAACUAUUUUCCGUGGAAUUUUAAUGCAACAUGAGCAUUCUGUGGAAUGUGGGGCUUAUGAACAGGUUAUGGGUAAAUAUAGUUCAGCUAUCAAAGGUACAGAACAAUGAAUGCACCAGCAUGCUCUUUUGUCUUCAAUUCCUGUUUUUUGUAUGUAAAAGCUUGAUGGUUAUAGUAUACACUGCAAAAACCAACUGACAAAAAACAAGAAAUAAAUAAGUAGAAUUAAGCAAAUACAUGCUCGAAACAAGUAAAAUGAUCUGCCAGUGUAGUAAGUAAAUGUUUCUUUGUAAAAGUUCUUAAAAAUAAGUAAAAAAUAUCUAGGCACUGGAAAAACCAAUGAUGUCUUAAAAUAAAUACAAAUAUACUUAUUUUGAGCUAUUGUGGCUUGAACAGCCUGACUGUAAUAACAUUUAAAAAAAAGACCACGGAAGAAACGGAAGAAUAAGAAAUAAGCCCACAGAAUAACAAUUAGUGUGCUUUUGCAAGCAAGCACACAAAAUAAUAAAAAUAGACCCGGUGAAUAGUAGUUAGUGUGCUUUUGCAAGCAAGCACACAAAAUAAGCACAUAAAGCUAUGGUCAGUAGGUAAAUUAUACUCAAAACAAUAUAAUUAGGAUACUAUUGCUAGAUAUAAGAAGACACAUAUGUUUAAAACCUUUAUUUUAUAAAAAAUGUAGUUUUAUUAGAAUCAACAUAAUAUCCUGGAGAGCAAUACAUUGUUCAAAAGCUUGUCUUUCGAAAGCUUGGGGUGUCCAGACUUCAACAUUGUACUGUGAAUGUGGUUUUAUCUAGUUGAUAGUAGGGGAGGUUGUUUGUCAUGCACAUAUCAUAACUGUUUGUAACAUUGCAUAGGGCUGCACAAUUAAUCUAAUUUUAACCGUGAUCACGAUUUUGGCCUCCACCAUCAAAUUAACCUGAUUGUUGGCGAUAUUUCCAUUUUUAAAUGCGGCUCUCCUGCAUAUCUAAUCAUGCACUUUCUACACCAGUAGUCCACCAACCACCAAGCAACUUUGUUGCUAAAUUUAGCGACUUUUCAGACCCCGUUAGCGACUAUUUUUCAAAAAAGCGUCUGAUGACAAAUCCAGCGACUUUUUCUGGUGUUAUUGGAGACUUUUGGAGACUUGUUCUUACUCUUCCUAAGGAGGGUUGGCGGCUCAUUAAGAAGAGUAAGAAUGAGCCGAAGCGGCAAAGUCCUCCUGCUGCAGUCUUUCCCAGCUGGAGAGCUGGAGGGGAUGUUAACCCCUUAGUGUCCUGUCUGCAAAUUGAUAAUAGGCUAACAAUUAGCUCUGUAGCAGUACAGUGUGUAUGUGCUGCUGAUACAGGAGGUAUUCACUUAGCGAUUGUUUCCCUAACAUGAUGAAUAAUUGUGAUUAAUAAUCGUGAUUACAAUAUUUAACAAUAUAAUUGUGAUUAUAAUUUUGGCCAUAAUCGUGCAGCCCUAACAUUGCAUAUUUUUGAUUCAUUUGUACUGGCGCAAUUUUUUUAAUACCUGGAGGUUGCAUAUGUCCGUUAUUGUUGAGAGGAAACUUGGGUGGAUGUGCAGAUGAAUUUGAUCCUGGUGUACAUAGCUGCGUGUCUGCACUGUGGGAUUGAAGAGCAGCCAGCAGCUUGCAUGUCUUCCACUGCAGGAGAAAGGAAGCCUUGUGUUGAAAUGCAGAGUGGCUGCUGUCAGUGCAGCUCGGCUCACACACACACACCAUGGCUGUUCUUGUCAAAUGCUCUUCCACACGGUGCUUCCGGUUCAUAAUAAUCCUUUUAUUGUGUUGACAGCUCUAUAAUAGUCACAGCUUUGAAGUAAUUUCCUUUGCAUUUGCUAUGAAAAGAACCUUUAUAUUUAUAUAAAAAAAAUCGUAUCUAUACACUACAUUGAUUGCUUUAUGAGAAUAAAAACAAUCUCACCAUUGCAACUGUCAA